UUUUAGCCAUGGAUCAUAUAGAAAGCAAAGAGGAAGGAGAUGAUAAAAGCACAUUUAUAACCGGUGUUGAAAGAGCAAGCAAUCAAGAAAAUUUCAAGGCUCUAUGAGGUCAAUUAUCAGAUGUAGUAGAGAACCAAUGUAAAUUCACAUAUUCCAUGAAAAGGAAUGAGAAGGACUUUCUGACUGCUUACAGAGGCCAUAUGCUCAAAAUUCAAAAAGAGCUAGAAUUCUUCAAAUCUAAAUUCAACGAACAAGAUCUUCGCCAAAAGAUGGAUGACAGAGUAAAGAACCUUGAAUGGUUCAAAAAUGAAGCCCUCACAUUACAAAAAUAAGAUGAAUGAUUAUAAAAGAGAAGCUGAUAAAUGGAGACAUAGGUGCCAACUACUUGAAGAUGAUAACUGCUUCUUGGAAGUAAAGCUUAAAAGGCAGAAUAGGAUCUUGAAAAUCGCUCUUGGGAAAUCCCAAAGCCACUGAGAGCAACUUAUUGAAGAGAUUCAGAAGCAUCCAGAUGUAGUCAAAGACAUCAAUAAGGAUUUACUCAUUGUUGGUAAAGGUGGAGAAAUCACUUUGGAGGAGAAACUCCUACUCAAAGAUGAAGGAGAGCUUACUAAAUACUCAUUCACUCCUAGAAGCCCUACAAAUGUCAAAUUAGGUAAUAAACAUCAUGGUCCAAGUAGCCCAAAAGUGUAUGAGAAUAAGCCCAGAGCUUUUGUUGAUUAUAUCACUGAGCUAAAACUCAGCAAGGAUGACUUCGCAUCUGAGCUAGAAAGAUAUCUCUCAAAGCAAGAAUCACGGUUCCAAGGUGUAGUCGGCAGUAUAAAGAGUUUGCUUGAGAAAGAAAAAGUUAAGAAUAGAAAACUCAGUACUUCCUUAGCAAAUAAGCAAUCUGAAAUAGUCAAGGAUAAAAUGCUCGGACUUUUUGAAGGCAAAAAGCCCUCAGCUGCUUCUAAGAAGAAGAUCAAUAACUUUAACAUGACUAGGAAGGCUAGAACAGCAGGCGGAACAAGAUCGACUCAUCUCAGGAGAACCUUGAAGAACGGACCCAAGCUGGCCUUCAUGAACCCAAGAAUUGUUAUGAAAUAA
Moneuplotes crassus is the source of this 1083-nucleotide messenger RNA. The record is from the annotation of a GenBank genome assembly. NCBI's taxonomy places the organism in Eukaryota, Ciliophora, Spirotrichea, Euplotida, Euplotidae.